Messenger RNA from Cylicocyclus nassatus, 2450 nucleotides. Lineage: Eukaryota; Metazoa; Nematoda; Chromadorea; Rhabditida; Strongylidae. The record is from the annotation of a GenBank genome assembly.
GCUGCGCGGAAGGUUCGGCUGAUACUCAGUAGCUUCGCUGCCUCGUAUAUCUUUCGUUCCACUCUGUAUUGUGCAAACGGAUUUGCUACGUAUACAGUCGUCCAUUCCAAAUGCGCUGGACAGUGGUUUUAUGGCCUUUGUGUUUGUGUUCUCCUGAUGCUACUCCAUCGUACGAAGACGAUGUGAAGGGUAUCGGGUCAUCAGUGGAUUACGAAGGAUACAACAUUGCAUCGGAAAUUCUUAGAAAAUCCAUAAAUUUUUCGGUCGAACCAUGCGAGGAUUUCUAUGAAUUUACCUGUGGUAACUGGAUAGCUAGCCAUCCGACUCCCAAAGACAAAGUUAGCUACAAUCAUGAUGAGAUCCUUCAGGACAGAGUGCAGGAGCAAUUAAGAGGUCUGUACGAAUCAAACGACACCUUUGAAUCAAAAGCUGUUAAUGCUUUAAAAACCUUCUACAAAAAAUGCAUGGAUGAGGAUGAAUUGAACCGUGUCGGUGCUAAGCGACUGAUAGAGGACGUCAAGAGUUUCGGUGUUUGGCCGGCUUUACAAGGAGACGAUAACUGGAAAGAGGAGAAUUACAACUUGACUUCGCUGCUAAUCCACGUAUAUCUUCGCCGUAAAACCUCUGUAUUCGUCAGUUUUGAUAAAAGUAGAGAUAACACGAAAAUUCGACAUCUUCUCCAGUUCGAUCGAGAUCCAGUUCUCUUGGGCGGAAUAUAUUACAAGUACCUGGAUGAAGAAAAGAAUGGAACUCGAAUUGGAGCGCUGAAACAGUUUCUUACUAGUCAGAUUGAGCAAAUUCAAAAGGAUGGUGGAAUGCCUAUUAAUGUAUCAAAAAUUGAAAAAGACGUAGAUGAAAUCAUUGAUCUGGAGAUGAGAAUGGCGGAGAUCAUGGACGCGGAUAUAAAUGACACAGAAACCUUGCGUGAUUUUCAUUUGAGCGAUAUGCAAAAAUUUAUGCCAUCCGUCAAUUGGCAGCAAUUCUUCCGUGCUGUAGCUCCUUCCGCUUCCCAUUAUUUUGCUUCAGAUCCAGAAAUUUUCAUAAACGAUGUCGAUUAUAUAAAAAGUGUAAACAAACUUCUGCAAUCAAUGGAUCCCCGUAUAAUCACUAACUAUAUUUUCAUGAGGUUUUCUCGAGACUGGUCAGGAGAAAUGGGAGAAAUAUAUGAAGACAUUGAACAGGAAUUCAAAAAAGUCAUAUAUGGGCAGCAGCGAAAAACACAACGAUGGGAGUUUUGCACUCAGACCGCUAUGGAUCAUAUGGAUUAUGCAACAACAGCGUUAUACGUAAAGAAAAAACUGCAUGAGACUACGAAGGAGGAGGUACUGGAAAUUUUCGAGAACCUUAAGAAAGAGUUUGGCAAGAACCUCAACACCAGCUACUGGAUUGAUGAUGAAACUAAAGAUGAAGCUUUGAAUAAGUUGGAUAAAAUGCUUGCUGAGAUAGCUUACCCGAAAUUGGUUCUAGAUACAGAAAUGCUCGACAAGCAUUACCGCGAUUUGGAUGUGCACGACACGGAUUCGUUUAGUAAAAUAUGGGAAAAAAUAGUUAGAUGGCAAAUCGACGACUUCUUCAAACAAUUAAGGAUGGUUUCAGACCGUUUCGUAUCCUUCAACCCAGCCGAUGUUUAUGCAGUACAAUACGCUCCAGAAAGCAACUCUUUGCAAGUUGCGGUCGCUCAACUCCAAACUCCUUAUUUCCAUCACACUUUCCCUAGAGCGUUGAAUUACGGGGGUAUUGGAGCAAUCGUCGGGCACGAAAUGACUCACGGCUUUGAUGAUACAGGAAGAAAAUAUGAUGCCUACGGCAAAUAUCGCAAUUGGUGGAGUGAAGACUCAAAGGAAAAAUAUGAGCAGCGAGCUCAAUGUUUCGUCGACCAGUACGGAAAGAUUGAGGUACCAAAAACUGGACGCAAAAUUGAUGGUGAGCGCACUCUGGGAGAAAAUAUUGCUGACAACGGGGGAGUGAAGCUAGCGUACGGGGCUUACAAAGCUUUUCUGCAAAAGCAUGGUGGUGAAGAAGACAGGAUCAAAGGUCUUGAACAAUUCGACAACGACCAGAUGUUUUUCUUGGGCUGGGCUACGGCCUGGUGCGAACAUAGAACAAAUAAAGAACUAACCAACCAAAUCCUCAGCGAUGAUCAUUCCCCGGCACGAUAUCGCGUCAACCAAGUGCUGGCUAAUCAGCGUGAAUUCGCUGCUGCCUUUAACUGUAAUGUUGGCAGUGCCAUGAACCCCACCAAGCGUUGCGAUCUCUGGUAGUCGUAGAACUACAUUUUGAGACACAAUGCUUGCAUGGAACUUCAUUAUCACGGUUGUCUUGGAUGUCUUUGCUGCCGCAACGACUGCAACCCCCUGUAUUACUAAAUAUCUUUAUAGCAAAUAAUCCCGUCAUCAAAUCAAGGCCUCAAUGAGCUCAAACAUUGAUAGUAAAUGUUUUUAUUCUCAGUG